AUUGUAAACAAACGUACUACAGAGUACAGGACAAGAAGACGCGGAGAUUGGGAUCCGCAUCAACUAUCAGACAAGAGAUCACUUCAAAGAUUUUAAUUUGUGUUUACAAAUUGACAAGAUCAUCAAUUAUACAGUAAAAAGACAUGACAACCAAGCCCACGGAUUGGAGACUCUGUCUUCCAGUAUUAUUGCUGCUAUGUUUACCGUUAUUUGAAUGUGGUUAUGUCAUUCUGGCAUCUAAGAAGUUUCGUCCGGGCUCAGACUACAAAGUGUUAAUAAGUAUUGAAGGAGCAUCAAGUAAUGUGGCGAUAACAAGCACAUUAAAAAGUAAAGCAACAGCAGGUGGCAGUACCAUGUUAGAAACAACUGCAAUUGGUGUCAGUGGACAGACAAGUACACUUACCUUCCAGAUACCCACUGAUGCAACAGAAGGAGCGUAUAGUUUAAAAGUUAUGGGUACCGGUGGAUUGACAUUCACCAAUGAAACGACAGUAGAACGAGAGAGUCAAAAUGCUCUUCUGCUUAUACAAACAGAUAAAGCUAUUUAUAAACCAAAUCAAGUCGUAAAGAUGCGAGUACUUGCUAUUGAUCCUGAUUAUAAAACUGUUAAUGGACCUAUGACAGUUUCUAUCACAGACAAGAACAACAACAAGUUAGAAGAAUUUAAAGAUGUUGUUGGGCAAAAUGGUGUUGUUCAACUUGAAUUUCCAAUCUCUGAUGAACCACCACUUGGUGACUGGACAAUCCAAGCUUCAAUGGGGGAUGCCAGUGAGAAUAAAAUAUUUAAAGUUGAUGAAUAUGUUCUACCCAAGUUUGAAGUAACAACAAUGACAGAACCUGGUUAUUUACUCUAUAAAAAGGGAGAACAACAAGAUCUUGUUGUUAAAGUUAAAGCUGUAUACACGUAUGGUAAAGAUGUUGUUGGAUCAGCUCGUGUAAAAGUUGUCAGUGAUACAACUAGUAUGGAGAAAACUGUAGAUAUUUCUGGUUCUGUUGAUGUAAAAUUCACGAUUGCCGAAUUAGUGGGGGAUGAUGUUUACAAUAAUUUUAGGUUCAGAAGAUCUUAUAUACAAAAAAAAGUCAGUAUCGGUGUAAAUGUUACAGCCCUGCCGACAAUGUUCAGUAUUACCGAUGAUACUAGUGUUAAGAUUUACUCAUAUUCGAAGAAGAUUCACCUUGAAACCUUCAACAACUUAAAUAUAUAUCAUCCUGGUAUGCCCAUCAAACUUCGGGUUAAAAUUACAGACCCCGAAGGAUUUCCAUUAACACAAUAUGGAAUGACUGUAGCUGUGUCAACCGGUAACACAAAGAAGAAUGUUACUAUAAAUGGUCCAGAGGGCUCGGUUGUUACAUUUGAAGAGUAUGAUGAUCAGUACGCUAAUUUUAAUGCGCAAAUUGAAGGUAGUUUAGAAGUUCAAAACAGCUUCUUAUCUUUACAAAAAUAUGCAUCAAUUGGCAGCUCAACAUUACAGAUAACGGAUUCUGAUGGAAAGACACUAAAGAAUUACGAUUUGGAUACUAAUACUGAAUUUUCAUUAACUGUAAAAACAAAAGGAUCCCUGACGUUGUUGUCCUAUUUGGUAAUUUCUAAAGGCAAGGUCAUAUCUAGUGUCAACCUUGACCCUACACAAUCUGAACAGUCUAUGACCUUUACACCUAAUAGUGCAAUGUCGCCAUUGGCAAAGUUGGUUGUCUAUGCAGUCACAGAUGAUAAAGCCCACGAACUAUUAGUAGAUGUUUAUGAUGUAGUAAUCAGUAAUGGAAUGAAGAAUAAGGUAUCUUUGACAUUUUCCAAGGCUAAGGAACGAGCAGGAAACGAUAUAGAUCUUUCUGUUACGUGUGAUGCCAAUUCUGAUGUUUACGUAUUAGGUGUCGAUAUGAGUGUUUCAUUACUUGCAGAAGGCAAUGACAUCACGCAAGGAUCAGUGGCAGACCGCUUCAGUGUAUUCACUGGCGAAGACAAAAAACAAGAUAAUUCUGAUGGUCAUCCUGACAUAAUGUUCCGAAGAAAAAGAAUGGUGCUGCCCAACGAUUAUGGUAGCGUAAAUGCUGCUCAUCUUCUAAAGGGUGCUGGACUAGUCUAUAUAACUGAUACAAAUCUAAUCGAAAUACAACAAAUUAUGUUCCCCAUCAAUGAAGUCUUCGCUGAUGGAGGAGUGAUGGACGAUUUCGCUGAUGGAGAAAUAAUGUUUAAAGGUGAUCAGGAAAUACAAAGGGAGUGCUGGACUAGUCUAUAUAACUGAUACAAAUCUAAUCGAAAUACAACAAAAUAUAUUCCCUGUGUUCAAUGCCGCUUUCGAAGGGGAAGGUGUAGUAAUGUUUAAAGGUCAACCAGACAUUCAAAUGGCAUCUGGAGUUGGAGGAGCCGUAGAGAAAGAAUUGUCACCUAUAACACAUGUUCGUAAAUUCUUCCCCGAGACCUGGCUGUGGGAGAAUGGCCCUUCAGGUGCAUCUGGUGAGUACAAGAUCACAAGUAAAGUUCCUGAUACCAUAACCACAUGGCAUGCUACUGCUUUCUCCAUCAGUCCUGUCAAUGGCUUGGGCAUCACAUCACAACCUGCUGAGUUGAUUGCCUUCCAACCAUUUUUUGUGUCUCUGAAUCUACCGUAUUCUAUCCGUCGUGGUGAAAACUUUGAACUGAUUUGUGGUGUGUAUAAUUACAUGGAAACAGAUGUUUCGGUUUUGGUAACCAUCGAGAGAUCAGACAAUUUUGGUGUCUUAUCCAGUAACAGUGUAGAGAAUGACUUCUUGAACAAGGAAAUGUCAGAAGAAAUCAUGGUCAGGAGUAAUACUGCUGGAAGUGUAUCUUUCCGUUUAAAACCAACCGUAAUAGGAGAUGUGGAAAUAUCAGUCAAAGCCCAACCUAGAGGAACCUCCGAACCUGGUGAUCAGGUCAAGCGAACAGUUAUCGUGAAGCCUGAAGGAUUUAAGAUUAGUAAUAAUACAGUAUUAAGUGUUGAUUUGAGUGAGAACCCUAGUUACAAAGAUAUUGUUGAUAUUUGGUAUCCUGAGAUGGUUGUUAGUGAUUCCAAGAGAGUUGAGGUCAAGGUCACAGGUGAUAUAAUGGGCCCUGUAUUGGAUGGCUUAGAGAGUUUGUUACAAGUACCAUACGGAUGCGGAGAGCAGAACAUGAUUGGUAUGGUACCAAAUAUCUUUGUAGCUUCAUAUUUAGAAAAAGUGGGUAAACUGACCAACGAGAUUAAAGAACGAGCUGUCAAGAACAUGAAGCGAGGUUAUCAGAGAGAAUUAAAAUACAAGCAUACAGAUGGAUCCUUUAGUGCUUUUGGCGAGAGUGACGAUUCUGGCAGUACUUGGUUGUCAGCUUUCGUAUUGAAGUCGUUGACUCAAGCCAGUAAAUAUAUUACGAUUGACCCUAAAAUACAGACGGGAAUAUUUACAUGGUUAUAUGAUAAUCUGGAAUCUGAUGGUCAGUUUAAUGAACCAGGACGUGUCAUUCAUCAAGAAAUGUUGGGUGGUGGAAGUAAAGGUCAUUUGUUAUCAGCAUAUGUUUUAAUUGCCAUCUUAGAGAGUGAGAGUUUUAUAGUUGAUAAAACUAAAUAUACUGUCGCUACAAGUAAAUCGAUUAAAUAUCUUGAAAAUUUGGUAGAUGGCAAUGAUAUCACCAAACCUUACGACAGAGCAAUCAUAGCCUAUGCUUUAACCUUAGCCAACAGUAAUAAAGCAGCAAUGUUACUCCAACAAUUAAAUGAUGGAGUGAAACCAUGGACAAAACCCACUUCACCCGACCCUGUUACAGUUGGUGAUGUUGCUAAACCCGAAGCAAUGAUGUACCAUCCUCCCCGUGCCACAUCUUCAGACGUAGAGACAUGGGCGUACGUAGUUCUGGCCUACACCAAGACCGGAAACGUUGCUUCUAGCAGAGACAUUAUCAAGUGGCUUAUGUCACAGCAAAACUCCAAGGGUGGUUUCCACUCUACUCAGGAUACAGUAGUUGGCUUACAGGCAUUAGCUAGUUUCGCCGAACUAAUGUCUAGUGGUGAUCUUGAUGUAACUCUUAACGUAAAAACAGGAAGCAAGGUUCAAACAUUUACAGUUAAUCCACAAAACUCCUUGUUACUUCAGUCUUACCAAUUACCUGAUGAUACAACACAGGUUGAAAUAUCCGCUACUGGCUCUGGUAUGAUAAUUGUAAAGGUCAUGUGGAGAUAUUAUACAAAGAAGUCUGUUCCAACCCUGUUGCCUAUUGAAGGUGCCAAUAAAGCACCCAUCGUACUGAAAGCUGGAACCCAGAAAAUCAACGACCAGACAACAAAUGUCCGGACUUGUGUCAGUUGUGAAGCUGAUAUUGGUAUGAGUAUUAUUCAGGUAGACAUGCCAUCUGGUCAUCUUCCCAACAACAUGGAACAAUUAAAUAAAAAUAAACUCGUUAAACGAUCAGAGUUUAAAGAUGAAUCCAUUACCAUCUAUCUAGAUCAGAUUCCAACAGCAGAGACAUGUUUUAAUGUAGAAUUGGUGCAGACUCAACAAGUUGAUAAUAUACAAGAUGCACCAGUCAAAGCUAUGGCGUAUUAUCAAACAGAAAUUGAAAGCUCGGUGAUGUACAAUAUCGUAAAACCAACCACCGAUUUCUGUAAAGAAUUUUGCAAAGAAGGCGGUUGUGCUGGUUGCCCGGGUAACAAGGCCGGUAGCUUGACAACAGCUAGUGUUAUGGCCGUAUCGUUGAUCUGUGUUCUACUGAGUUUUAUUUUUGCUGUUUAGAUAUUUUUAAGA
Patella vulgata (common limpet) is the source of this 4731-nucleotide messenger RNA. RefSeq names its product CD109 antigen. The transcript has 38 exons. Lineage: Eukaryota; Metazoa; Mollusca; Gastropoda; Patellidae. Bases 2317 to 4719 code for a protein of 800 amino acids. The record is from RefSeq and is a predicted model, not a curated record. Gene Ontology annotation, molecular function: endopeptidase inhibitor activity. Gene Ontology annotation, cellular component: extracellular region.